AAUAAUAGCAUCUCAGUUUACAAAAUUCAGAGAUCUAUUAUUAUUCUGUAUAUUCUAUCUCAUGACUUACUACUUCAAGAUCUAGAUCUGUAUACAUUUUCUCAGUUCAUCCUUCUCUUUAAUGGAAUUCGAUGAUUAUCUAUAUGAAUCAUGCAUUCCAGAAACCCAAUUUGUAGAUGGUGCCUACGUCUACAGCUCUGACGAAAAGGAAGAGGACGAGGUAAUCGUUCUCGAGAAUAACGAGAAUGUUGCUGAUGUUGCCCCGGUCAAAGCGAAAGAGGUUAUCGACCUUACCUCUGAAAGCGACUCUGUUAUUCAUCUGGAGAGCAAGGAGGUUGAGGUUUUUCAUGAGAGGGACGAACCGGUUGACGAUGAGCCGGCCCCCUAUGACCCUGACAACGAGUCAUAUGAGGGAUGGGUGAACCGGCUGGAUGCAGCCGGUUACUUUCCCCUCCCUUCCAGCUACCCGCUCGACAUCUACCCCCGGGUCUCUAAGAUUGCCCAAAACAAAGCCCGAAGGAAUCUCCCGGAGGGGUACGUUCUUGAGUACGAUCCCAGUUGGCCCAACAUUAUCGAGCCCCACCGGGAUGAUAGGGUAGGUUUCCAUAUCAUUUCUUUGGAAAGUGGCACCGUCUUCCCCCUGCGUCCCCUUUUGGUCGAGUUAUGCCACUGCUUCAAGAUUCUCCCCGGGCAACUCACGCCCAAUGCCCAUCGUUUUCUUAAUGCUUUUGUAAAUAUCUGCUCCCAUCUCAAAAUCAAUCCUUCUCUUCGCUUUUUCCUUUAUUUGUUUGAAGUCCUUCCCGGUAAGUCGGGUUGCGACGGCUACGUCUAUUUCAAGGGCCGUAACGGUCACCAAUUCAUUUCUGACCUUCCACAAAGCAACCGGCUGUGGAAGGAAAAAUUUGUCUUUAUAAAAUUCCCCGCCGUUUCUCCUUUGGCCGGCAUAAAGUGGAACGACCACCUCCUGAAACUGCAAUACACUGAGCCGGCUAAUGCUCCAGACUUGGAAGAAAGUUUGGAGAAACUCCUACAAGGGGACCCGUUCACCGGGCAAAUGUUCCACUACGGGGCUUGGAUUUGGAGGAUCUCACCGGGUGGCACUGGUACCCCUAGGGCUGAUGAAGCAGCGGGGCACGGGGUACCCUCCCCGGGCAACACUGUGGAAGCUGGGGGUUCCAGUCACCCAGAGAUGAACUUCAGAGCAUUCAACAUCCCCGCGAAGAAGACCGGUGGCUCCUCCUCUGCUGCCCCAAGAACUGUACCGGUGCAACAUGAACCGGUGGAGAUCAACUCUGAGGAGGAAACUCCUCCGACCGGGAGGACCGGUCAGGCCGGGAGGACCACGAUGGGUGAGGUUGGGCCUGAAACCUUGGGGAGGCUUGCCGAGGACUCCCCUUCCCGGUCGCUUCAACUGGAGGAAAAACUGAAGAGGCUUGAAGCCCAGAACCGGGAGCUUCAAGACCUGACAACCCGGCAACUUGACGAGAUGGCCAACCUCUCGGCGGUUGCCGGUAGGGCGAACGCGGAGGUCCUCCAGCUGAAGGAGGAGAACUCGCUGUUGAUGGGGGAGGUCUCCCACAUGAAGGAGGAGGCAUGGGUGAAGGAGCAAGAGCUGCCCGGUCGGGCCAGACAGUGGAUGGAGGAGAACCUAAUAGAGGCCGCCCGGGUGCUUACUUCCUCUGAGGAGAGAACAAUGGAGGGCUUCAAGCUUCUGUACCGGGAGGACCAUGGGAAGGAAAUGAUCACCCAAAUCGGCUCCUACGGUUUCAUGUCGGGCCAAAAAAGAGACCGGGAGGCUACCCACGCGAUCCUCGCCGACCGGGACCCGCAUUUUGACGCUGAUUCAUACGGCCUUGCCCCCAUCCCGGACGAAGAACCUGCACCUCCUUUUCCUCUUGAGUAAUCUUCCCGGCUGCGACCGAUUGAAUUAUUUUGUAAAACUUCAAACUCAUUUCCCCGGGAAUGCCCGGUGUAUGUGUAAACAUUUAACAUGCUUGUUUCGUUUGAAUGUCAUGUUUAAUUUCCUUACCGGUUAAUCUUCCAUAUCUGCUUGCUUGUUGAU
Cuscuta campestris is the source of this 2062-nucleotide messenger RNA. Lineage: Eukaryota; Viridiplantae; Streptophyta; Magnoliopsida; Solanales; Convolvulaceae. The record is from the annotation of a GenBank genome assembly.